This is a messenger RNA of Thlaspi arvense, 7080 nucleotides long. The record is from the annotation of a GenBank genome assembly. NCBI's taxonomy places the organism in Eukaryota, Viridiplantae, Streptophyta, Magnoliopsida, Brassicales, Brassicaceae.
UGAGUACAUGCCUGAGUUUGCCAAAAACAAAUUAAAAAUAAAUAAAUAAAUUGUGUUAUGGCUUUUCCCAAUCCAUCGCCAAUGUCUCAAGUGUUCAUCAACUUCGGAGGGGAUGACUUAAGAUGCCAAUUUCUUCCCCAUCUCAUGAGCGAGUUCAAAACGAAACAGAUCUGUAUAGACGUAGAGAAGAGAAGUGAUGAUUUUGCAGAAACUGUCCAGUCAAUCAAAGAGUCGAAGAUUGCGCUCGUGAUAAUCUCAAGCAUGUACACUAAUUCGUCAUGGUGCUUGAACGAGUUAGUGGAGAUCACACGACGGGUAGAGGAAGGCAAACUCGUGGCGAUUCCCAUCCUCUACAAGGUGGAUGCAUCCGUGGUGAAAAGGCUUGAGGGAGAUUUCGGUCUUAAUUUGUGGAAUCACGUGAAGCGUACUUCUGAAUUCGAUAAUCUUAAGAAAUGGAAAGAAGCUUUGGAUUUUAUAUUACACAAGUUAACUUUGGUGUUACGUGAAAACAGUGACGAGCCCCAGUUUAUCACUCGCAUCGUCAAGGAAGUCAAGAGACAACUGAUCCGAAUUUCAACUGAUCAAUUCAAAAAGAUACCUGACCAGCAGGAAAAAUAUGCGUUGACGGACGCUUGUUUCUCGAGGUCGAAGGAGCCUAAAACCGUAGACAAUGAAACUGACGUAAAUCCAGCGAAAACAGAAUUUAAUGGAAAAUCAAGGAAGGAUGAAAAUCUACCUGAUGAAGGAAACGAUGACGCAACCCCUAACUUGCAGAAUAUCGUUGAACGCAGAAGUGUUGAUUCAGCCAAGGAAGAAAAGAAGUAUGUACAGGUUGGGGAAGGCUCUACCAUGGGGAACUACGACAAACAUGUACCACAACAUCAGGUGUUCAUCAAUUUCCAAGGGGAAGAUGUCCGUUUCGGCUUCGUGAGCCCAUUGGUUUCUGCCUUGUUAGAUAAAGGGAUCAAGGCUUUUAUAGACAAAGAUGAAAGGAGAGGUGAAGAAGAAGAUAUCGGCAAACUUUUCAAGAAGAUCAAGGAUUCCAAAAUUGCGCUCGUGGUGUUCUCGAGCAGCUACUCGGAAUCAACAUGGUGCUUAGACGAGCUGGUGAAGAUCAAAGAAUGCAUGGACGAAGGCAAGCUUAAAGUCAUUCCAAUCUUCCACAAAGUGGAGCCAUCAGAGGUGCAACAGCUAAAUGGAGAUUUUGGUUGUAAGCUUUGGAAUUUGUGGAGGCUUCACCACGACCACCGUAUCAUUAAAUGGAUGGAGGCUUUGGAGUCUGUUGCGUCCAUAAAGGGCAUCAAUUCGCAGGAGCACAUUUCUGAGAGCGAGUUAAUCACUGUCACCGUAAAGGAAGCCCUAGAGACAAUAUCGAUCUGGGAAGGAGAAAUCACUGAAUUGCCCACAGAAAAAGAAGAAAAGCAUGAAACUUAUCUUGACCAGCACCACCUCUUUGGAAUGGAGCAACGCAUGGAGCACUUGGAGAAGAAGUUAGAGUUCGAUUGCAACGAAACUCGAAUUAUAGGAGUUGUUGGUAUGCCUGGUAUUGGUAAAACCACUCUCGCAAUGAUGUUGUACGAAAAGUGGAACUGCAAGUUUAUACGUUGCUUGCCUCUUCUGGGCAUCCGUAAGAAGUCGGAGGACCAUGGGACGGUGUGGCUGAGAAAGACACUCCUGGAAGUAUUACUCGAGGGAAAGUUUCCAGUGAUAAGUGACAAGACAACACAAGAAUCCGUGAAGGAUAAACUGCUUCAGGCUAAAGUUUUUGUUGUUCUCGACGAUGUGACUGACAAGAAACAGUUGGAGUUUCUCCUGGGUGACCUUGGCUGGAUCAAGAAGGGAAGCAAGAUUGUCAUUACAACAUGUGACAAGUCAUUGAUUGAGGGAUUGGCUCAUGAUGCUUAUGUGGUGCCGGUGUUGAAUGAUAGAGAGGCCUUUCAGCUCUUUAAUUAUCAAGCCUUUGAUGAUCAAAUCUGUAGUCCCACCGAUACCUUCUUGACGCUCUCUAGAAGGUUUUUGGAUUAUGCUCGAGGACUCCCACUGGCUCUCAUUUUACUUGGUAAGGAACUUCGUGGGAAAGACAAGGCUCACUGGGAACAUAAAUUGGUAACACUGACAAGUUCCAGUAUGAUGUUUCAAGAUGUCUGGCGAUUUUCUAUUGAUCAACUUAAUGAGCGGCAGAAAGAUGUGUUUCUAGACAUAACGUGCUUCUUCAACUCAGAGGAUGAGUAUUUUGUAAGGAGUUUACUAGAUUCAGGAGAUCCUGACAACAUUAAUACUGUGAGUGAAGUAAGAGAUCUCGCCAACAAGUUCCUGAUUACAAUCUCUGACAGCCGAGUACAGAUGAAUGAUCUGUUGUAUACGUUCGGCAAGGACCUUGGUUCUCCUCGGUGGCUUAGGCUUUGGAACUACGAAGAUUUCAUGACCGAGCUAAAGACAUUGAAAAAAUCAGAUGCCAAUAAUGUAAGGGGUAUAUUCUUAGACAUGUCAAAGUUAACGACGAGGGCCUACAUGGACAGAUUAGCCUUCACUGAUAUGGGCAAUCUUCUAUACCUCAAGAUAUACGAUUCUUGUUGUCCUCAGCACUGUAAAGCUGACUCGAACUUAUAUUUUCCGGAUGGGCUUUGUUUUCGUUUGGAAAAGGUUAAAUAUCUCGAUUGGCUGAAAUUUCCUUUGCAGGAACUUCCAUCAGACUUCAGACCUGAGAAUCUUGUUGACUUGAGGCUGCCUUACAGUAAAAUUGAACGUGUUUGGAAAGGUGUUAAGGAUACACCACAGUUGAAAUGGGUAGAUUUACGCCACUCCAGUAAGUUGCUUGACUUGUCAGCAUUGGCAAAUGCUGAAAAUCUGCAGAGAUUAAAUCUUGAAGGCUGCACAAAUUUGGAUAAGUUGCCAGAGGACAUGCAGAAUAUGAAGUCUCUCGUCUACCUAAACAUGAAAGGAUGCAUAUGUCUUGGAUCUCUUCCAGAGAUAAAUUUAAUUUCUCUGAAAACUCUCAUCCUUAGCGGCUGCUUAAACCUAGAGGUAUUUUCGGUUAUCUCUGAAAAUUUAGAAAUUCUACAUCUAGAUGGAACAGCAAUCAAGGAGCUUCCUCCAGCCAUCAAGAAGCUCCAAAAGCUUAUCUUGUUAAAUUUGAAGAACUGCAAAAUGCUGAAGUGUCUCCCUAAAUGUCUUGGUGAACUGAAAGCUCUUGAAGAGCUGAUACUUUCUGAUUGUUUGGGGAUUGAGAAUGUAAAGGAGAUCAUGAAACAUCUCCAGAGUUUACUUCUUGACAGAAUUGGUGCAAAAGAGAUGCCAACGAUAUUGGGCGUCACUAAAUCCAAAGAGCAAGCUUCUGCAGAUUUGUUGGUAGAAUCUAUUGGCCUGAGAAAAUGGCCAGUUGAUGUUAGUGGAAUAUCCAAACUGCAACGUCUAAGUUUGAGCGGAAAUGAUUUUGUCUACCUUAAAAAAGACAUUGGGCAACUUUAUAAUCUAAAAUGGCUUGAUGUGAAGCAGUGCAAGAAACUGAGGUCUAUUCCAAUGCUUCCACCAAGACUUCAGUACUUUGAUGCUUGUGGUUGUGAUUCACUGGAAACAGUUGCAAAUCCUCUGGCCUUUCCAAUGUUGUCUGAGCAGAUUCAGGCCACAUUCAACUUUACCAACUGCAUCAAGUUGGAUGAAUACGCAAAGGAUAGUAUCAUGUCAUACACACGCUGGAGAAGCCAAUUAGCACUAGAUGAAUUCACUCUUUACAAUGAGAGUUCUAUUUUGGAAGCUUUUACUGGAACUUGCUUUCCUGGAUCAGAAGUACCGGCAUGGUUCAGUCACCAAGCAUCUGGAUCAGUGUUGGAGCCAAAGCUGCCUCCACACUGGAGUGACAAUAGGUUAACUGGAAUAGCUAUGUGUGCUGUUAUCUCGUUUAAUGGCUUCUAUGAGCAGAAGAGUCGAUUUGUAGUUACAUGUAAUUGUGUGUUCAAUGGUAAAGAUGGAUCGUGUAUCCGAUUUAGUUGCACUGUUGGCAGUUGGAGCAAACCAAGAGACACACCAGGGAUGAUUGAACCGUCUCAUGUCUUUAUUGGUUACACCAGCAUAUUGGAUAUCAAGAAAUAUGGCGAGGAUAAAGAUGAAGAGGGAUGUAGUCAUACCAAGGCUUCAUUUGAAUUUCAAGUGACAGAUGGUACGGAUGUGUUAGAAGGUUGUGAGGUGUUGAAGUGUGGCUUUAGUUUGGUCUAUGCAACCGAUGAAAGGGAGAAUAUAGGUUGGGAUGGAAAGACUGAUUCUAGUGGGCGUGUAGAUAUGCAUGAUCAAUUGUAUACAUUGGGAAAGGACCGUUCUUAUCAUAGGUGUUAUUGGCUAUCUAACUACAAAGAUUUCGACAAGCUAACAAAAAUGAAACAGCAGGAUGCUAAUAAUGUGGAAGGUAUUUUCUUGGACAUGAAUGAAUUAACAGAGAGUGUUGCCUUGGAAUGUAUGACCUUCACUGGUAUGGGCAAUCUUGUAUACCUCAAGAUAUACAAUUCUUGUUGUCCUCGGCACUGUAAAGCUGACUCAAACUUAUACUUUCCGGAUGGGCUUGACUUCCGUUUGGAAAAGGUUAAAUAUCUCGAUUGGCUGAAAUUUCCUUUGCAGGAACUUCCAUCAGACUUCAGACCUGAGAAUCUUGUUGACUUGAGGCUGCCUUACAGCAAAAUUGAACGUCUUUGGGAAGCUAUUCAGGAGUUUCAGUUAAUUUCUGAAAGUGUAGAAGUUCUACAUUUGGAUGGCACAACAAUCAAAGGACUUCCUCCGGCUAUACAGCACCUCCAGAGACUUGUUGUAUUGAAUUUGAAAAACUGCAAAAUGCUGGAGUGUCUUCCUAAAUGUCUAGGCACUCUGAAGUUUCUUGACGAGCUAACACUUUCUGGCUGUUCCAGGCUUAGGAAUCUUCAAGAUGUCAGAAAUAGCUUAAAGCAUCUCCAGAUUUUAAAUUUUGAUGGGACAGGAGCAAACAAGAUGCCAAGCAUAUCGUGCUUCAUUGGAUCUGAAGACCCAGCUUCUACAGAUACUUUACCUUUCGGGUUAUAUUCCACCCUGAGAGAAUGGCCUGGUGUUAAUGGAGUAUCCUCGCUACGACAUUUAUGUUUGAGUGGAAAUAAUUUUCUUAGCUUGGAACCUGACAUUUGGAAGCUUUGCAAUCUAAAAUGGCUGGAUGUGAAGCAGUGCAAGAAGCUGAGAUUUGUUCCAAUGCUUCCACCAAGACUUCAGUACUUUGAUGCUCGUGGCUGUGAUUCACUAGAAAGAGUUUCAAAUCCUUUGGCCUUUCCGAUGUUUUCUGAGAAGAUCCAUGCCACAUUCAAUUUUUCCAAUUGCAAUAAGUUGGAUCAAGACGCAAAGAAUUCUAUCAUAUCCUAUGCUCGGUUGCGAAGCUACUUAAUGCUAGAUGAACUUAAUUGUUACAAUGAGGGUUCCAUUUUUACUGAAACUUGCUAUCCUGGAUGGGAAGUACCGGCAUGGUUUAGUCACCAAGCCUCUGGACCGACAUUAAAGCCAAAGCUGCCUCCACAUUGGAACAACAACAGAUUUACUGGAAUAGCUUUGUGCGCUGUUAUCUCAUUUCCUGACUGCCAUGAGCAGAAAAACACUCUCUUAGUGAAAUGUAACUGUGUGUUAAAUAAUGAAGACGGGUCUCAUAUCUGUUUUAGUUGCACUAUUGGCAGUUGGAGCAAAUCAAGUAAUACACCUGACGUGAUUCAACCGACUCAUGUCUUUAUUGGCUAUUCCAAUACGUUUGAUAUGAAGAAAGGUAACGAGGAAGAUGAAGAGGGAUGUAGUUAUAUUGAGGGUUUGGUUGAAUUUCAAGUAACAGAUGGUACAGAAGUGUUAAAAGGUUAUGAGGUGCAGAAGUGUGGCUUUAGUUUGUAUGAUAACAUCGAUGAACCGCAGGAUAACUCUAGAGUAUGCAGAGCCCUUGUUGAAUCAAAUCACAACAUAGCCUAUUCAAAAACAGUGGCGAUCUCAAAUGUAAGAAGAGAAAGCGAAACAGCAGAGAGAUCACUAGCCGAGGGGCAUGAAAUCGCUACCAGUUCCCAACCACCUAUCACUAAGUCUCAAGUAUCCCCGCCUAAAUGUGAAACCGAAUUGAACAAUUUGGGAAGAGAGAGAUACGUUCGAACAUCUGAUGUGGACACCCGGUUGUCUGCAGAACCCGAACAACACAACACAGAUUUGAGGAUAGAGGAGUCGAAAAUCGCACUUGCCAUCUUCUCCAAGAGGUAUAUCGAGUCAGAUUUUUGCUUGAACGAGCUAGUGACAAUGGACAAGCUUGCAAAGGAAGGCAAACUCGUAGUGAUCCCCGUAUUCUACAAUGUGAGAUCAAGCGAUGUGAAAAACCUCAAGGGAGAAUUUGGUAGAUAUUUCGAGGAGAUGAGAGUCAGAUACAAGGACGAACCCGAGAAAGUCUUCUUGUGGGAGACUUCCGUGAAGUCCAUAGCAAAGACAAUCGACAAACACUCGGAACUUAACGGCGAAGAUGCCCCUCUUGUUGAAGCGACUGUUCAGGAAGUUCAAAGAGCGCUACGAAAUACAGUUGAAGGAAAUCCCAAGUCACUGGGAGGAGGAAAUAUGGCGAUUGACCAUGGUUUCGCCUUUAUUAUGGUCUUCCUCAUGUGUCUCUUCACAUAUCCUUUGCCUUCCAUUGAUGAAUUUUUUUUUUCCACUGGUAAGUGGUUAUUGGAUUUUCUGCUUUUGGCUGUUGGUGUUGUUUGUGGCCACCUGAAAAUUUUCGGUUGGAGAGGCCAGAAGGAACAAUCGUCAGACAACAACAACAUAUGCAAGUACUGGUUUGGCACAUUUCUUUACAGUGCAUGGCUCGUGUAUUCUAUGCUCUAUUUCUCUAAUAUAAUUAGAAGGAUGACCAUGUAUUACUACUAGGUGACUAAAAAACUCCUGGACAUGGAGGUCCUGGACAUCUUUGCUUUUCAGUUGUAACAAUGAACAUAUUUAUUUUCAGUCUUAUUUAUUCUCAGUCUCUUCCUUGUGCUAGAUUGCUAGUUGCUUAUUUAUCAAUGUGGUGUUUUUAUAAAGAAUUUGCGCUCCAAAGUAAGGAAUAAAUCGAUAUUUAGC